Molecule: messenger RNA, 2095 nt
Organism: Drosophila arizonae
Lineage: Eukaryota; Metazoa; Arthropoda; Insecta; Diptera; Drosophilidae
Product: Concentrative nucleoside transporter 2
Biological process (GO): nucleoside transmembrane transport
Cellular component (GO): plasma membrane
Molecular function (GO): nucleoside:sodium symporter activity
Source: RefSeq, a predicted model, not a curated record
UAGUCUUAACGCGGCAUUUGAACAGUUAAUAUGGAUUCGGUACGCUUACAGCUCGACUGAUGAUUCCUUUGCCAACUGACUUAGCCGUCAAUUUGUAUGCAUAUGUCAGUGUACAUACAUACAAACAGAUAUACAGUUAAAAUCUAACUGCCAACUGGAAUAUAAUAAAACAAAAAUAACCAAGUGAAGGUUGUAAAUUUACGCGCUGACUGUGUGAAACGUGUUUGCGGCUAUCCAAAAGCAAAAAUAAAAACAAAUGGGCGAUAAAGAAUCAAUGGGCGUCAACAACAAUGCGUAUGAAUUGGAUCAUACUGACCUAGGAAGAUCAAAUCCAGAAUUUAAUAAGACUGAUUAUCAAGUUGAUUAUAGCCAUGAUCACGACCUCAGUGUUGAUCGGAGAGAAACGCAAGAGAACAAUGAAAUUAAUAAAUGGAUUAAAAGAGGACUUCAUUUAAUUGUACAGAUUGCCAUCGUUGGCUAUUUUGCAUAUGCCACAUAUCAUUAUCAUGAYAUGAAUGAAUAUGACUGCAAAUAUGAUAGCUCAAUACCUUUAUGUGGCAUACGCUUUUGCACCGGCUAUGGCAUGCUCGUUUUGUUAUUGGGCUUCAUAUACCUGGCCCUGUUCUACUAUCUGAUAUUCAAGCCAAAAUUCGGAUUGUUUUUGCACAAGAACUACCUGCAUCCAGCAGCUGUCAAAUGGCAUAUUUUCCUAAGAAAGCGCGCCGUUUCCAUUGCCUGCAUUGUAUUGCUACUCGCACUGCUGGUCGUGUAUUUGGUGUUCGAGACAAAGGACGAGCCAAAGAAGCUGUACUCUUUGGUGGCACCCUGCUUCUUCAUCCUCUGCGGCUAUGUCUUCUCCACGAAACGCAGCGCAAUCCAGUGGCGCAUUGUCAUCACGGGCAUCACGUGCCAGUUUCUAUUGGGCAUCAUCUGCAUACGCUGGGAGGUGGGCCGGAAGAUCUUUGAGUGCCUGGGCAAUAAGGUGGCCACGUUCCUGGGCUAUGCCACAGAUGGUGCACGCUUUGUUUUUGGCGAUUUCCUCAUCGAAAAAGAGGUGUUCGCCUUCGCCAUACUGCCGGUGAUAUUCUUCUUCAGCUUCUUCAUAUCGGUGCUCUACUACUUGGGCGCCAUGCAAUGGGUGGUCAUUAAGCUGGGCUGGAUACUCCAGGCCAUAUUGGGCACGACUGUGUGCGAGAGCGUGACAGCUGCUGCCAACAUCUUUCUGGGCAUGUCCGAGAGUCCGCUCCUGAUCCGGCCCUACAUUCAAAAGCUGACGAAGAGCGAGAUCCACAGCAUUAUGGUAUCGGGCUUUGCCACCGUCUCUGGCACUGUGCUGGCUGCAUAUUUAUCCUUUGGCGCAUCUGCUGCGCAUCUGAUCACAUCCUCGGUCAUGGCAGCGCCAGCCACGUUGGCCAUCUCCAAGCUGUAUAUGCCCGAAACGGAAGUGAGCCAAACGUCUAGCGAUACCAUCGAGCUGGAGAAAUCCGAGGAUGCCUCCUUGCUGGAUGCCGCGUCCAGUGGCGCCUCCAAUGCCGUGCCCAUUGUCCUGGGCAUCAUUGCCAACAUUGUGGCCUUUGUUGCGUUCAUUGCCUUCCUGAACGGUCUGGUCAGUUGGCUGGGCUUGCUCAUUGGACACGAAGAGGUGGACUUUGAGUGGAUAUUCUCCAAGAUCUUCAUACCGCUCGCCUGGGCCAUGGGAGUGCCCUGGUCCGAUUGCGAUAAAAUAGCCAAAGUGGUGGCCACCAAGACCAUUAUCAACGAAUUUGUCGCUUACGAGCGUCUGGGUCUACUGAUCGAGAACCACGAAAUUAAAGCUCGCAGCGCUGGCAUCGCUACCUUUGCCAUCUGUGGCUUUGCCAAUCCCAGCUCUCUGGGCAUACUCAUUGGCUCCUUGAGUGCAAUGGCACCAAAUCGUCGUGGUAUGAUCACAUCCGUGGCUUUUCGUGCAUUUAUCGUGGGCAGCAUUGUCUGCUUCAUAUCAGCCAGUUUUGCAGGCAUCUUGUUGCAGGAGGAGGAGCAGCAGGUGGUGUACGAUAAAAUAUUUGCAAAAUUUGAACAUAGAAAUGUCACGUAUUAGCAUUAGUUAUGUAUAUAC